Fusarium fujikuroi IMI 58289 is the source of this 1560-nucleotide messenger RNA. Its product is annotated as related to O-methylsterigmatocystin oxidoreductase. Lineage: Eukaryota; Fungi; Ascomycota; Sordariomycetes; Hypocreales; Nectriaceae. The transcript has 3 exons. The coding region runs from base 1 to 1560 and encodes 519 amino acids. The record is from RefSeq and is a predicted model, not a curated record. Gene Ontology annotation, molecular function: iron ion binding; oxidoreductase activity, acting on paired donors, with incorporation or reduction of molecular oxygen; heme binding.
AUGACGAUCGCUAACCUGCUUGUUUCGCUGAACAACCAAGUCCACGAGAACAAGGGCCAGUCCCUCCUCGUGACGCUCCUGAUUGGCCCGCUGAUCUACAUCUUCAUCAACGAACUCAUUCGUCACAAUGCGAGGAUCAGCAACUUGAAGGGCCCUUCGGGGUUACCGCUGAUCGGCAAUAUCUGGGACAUUCACAUCAACGCCGCUGAGAAAUACCGCGCUUGGGCGAAAAAGUACGGUCCCGUUUAUCAGAUUCAAUUGGGGAAUAUUCCUAUCGUUGUUGUCAAUUCUGCGGCCGCUGCGAGGACUAUUUUUGGUGCGAAUGCACAGGCUUUGAGCUCGAGACCCGAAUUUUACACCUUUCACAAGGUCCUCUCUGAUACUGCUGGUACUACAAUCGGCACUUCUCCCUACAGCGACUCCCUCAAGCGUCGUCGCAAGGGCGCUGCCUCAGCUCUCAACCGCCCAUCAGUCGCUACAUACGUCGAUCAUCUCGAUGUCGAAACGCGCGACUUCGUCAGGGAGCUUUUCGAAUAUGGCAAAGGUGGCAAUAUCCCCGUUGACCCUAUGCCCAUGAUCCAACGCCUUUCUCUAUCUCUCGCACUCACACUCAACUGGGGCAUUCGACUCAAGAGUCAAAAAGACGAUCUUUUCUCUGAAAUCACCCACGUCGAGGAAGAAAUCAGCCGUUUCCGCUCUACCACUGGCAAUCUCCAAGAUUACAUUCCUCUCCUCCGUUUGAACCCUUUCAACAUGCACUCUGCCAAGGCAAAAGAGAUGCGAAACCGUCGGGAUAAGUACCUCACUGAUCUUAAUAACGGUCUUGACGAGCGUAUCGCAAACGGGACUUACAAGCCCUGUAUUCAAGCCAAUGUGAUAAUGGAUAAGGAAGCCAAGCUGAACAAGGACGAACUCACCUCAAUCAGUCUCACCAUGCUGUCAGGCGGUCUUGACACUGUUACUACACAGGUUGCGUGGUUUGUCGCGUAUUUGAGCCAACACCCUGAGAUUCAGGAAAAGGCUGUCUCGGAGAUCAGGAAGUUUUACAGUGAGAAGCAGCCCAUGUGCGAUGAGCAAGAUGAUCAGAAGUGCGAGUAUAUCGUUGCGCUUGUGAAGGAGUCGUUGAGAUAUUACACUGUCCUGAGACUUGCGCUGCCGAGAGCUUCGAUUAGGGAUAUUGUCUAUGAGGGCGUUACUAUUCCCAAGGGAACUGUUGUUUUCUUGAACGCUUGGGCUUGCAAUAUGGACGAUCAAGUCUGGUCUGAUCCCGAGGUCUUCCGCCCAGAGCGAUGGUUCGAACAGCCCGAUGCUCCUCUCUUCACCUACGGCGUUGGUUACCGCAUGUGCGCUGGCUCUCUCCUCGCCAACAGAGAACUGUACCUUGUCUACAUGAGACUUCUAAACAGUCUCAAGAUUGAGAAGUCUGACGAGGUCGACUGCCAUCCUAUUACUGGUAGCUUGGAUCCUACAAGUCUUGUCGCUUUGCCUCGUCGAUACAAGGCUAUUUUCAAGCCUAGAAACCCUGAGGCUUUACAGAAGGCUUUGGCGGUUGAGAACUAA